AUGGAAGUGUUUUUGCUUGCUUGGCCUAUUGUGGGAGAAGAUGUUACAAAUGCAGUGCUAGAAUUUUUCCAGAACAACAAGAUUCUGAGGCAGAUUUACUCAACUAGUAUUGCACUUAUUCCCAAGAUUGAUAAGCCUGAAUUUGCCAGUCAAUUCAGACCUAUCUCUUGUUGUAAUGCCAUUUACAAGUGCAUAUCAAAAUUAAUUUGUAGUAGGCUGAAAUCAGCUAUUAGUCUUAUAGUUGCAGAGAACCAAUCAGCUUUUGUCCAAGGAAGAUCAAUGAUGCAUAAUGUACUCAUUUGCCAUGAUAUCUUGAGACAUUACAAUCUGAAGAACGCAUCUCCUAGAUGUCUUAUGAAGAUAGACUUGAAGAAAGCAUAUGAUAUAGUUAGCUGGGAAUUCCUGGAGGAAGUACUUAUUCAUUUUGGGUUUCCUAGACAGUUUGUGAAGUGGAUUAUGUUGGGAGUACCAACCACCAUGCUCUCAGUCAAAGUAAAUGGGGGAAGCCAUGGGUUUUUUGCAGACUUCAAGUACCACCCAAUGUGCAAGAAAUUGAAACUCACACACCUUAUAUUUGCUGAUGAUCUGAUGAUUUUUUGCAAAGGAAAUGUGGACUCAGUGAAUAGAGUGAUGAAAGCAUUAGCUCACUUCAAUGUUGCUACUGGUUUAGAGGCCAAUUUGGAGAAAUCUAAUGUGUACCUAGCUGGGGUAGAUGAGAGGGUCAAAACGCAAAUCCUAGCCAGAACUGGAUUCUCAGAGGUAUUCAUCCUUCCCCAGAGUAUUCUUAAGAAAGUGGAUAAGAUAUGUAGAGAUUUCCUAUGGGGAAGCAGUGCUGAUAAGAAGAAUGUAGCAUUGGUUGCAUGUGAUAAAAUGUGUCUUCCAAAAAGACAAGGUGGUUUGAAUAUUAAAGGGCUGGUACAAUCACAGAAGAUAUAUGCUGACUCAAAGUCUCAAACUGGUAAGUAUUCUAUUACCAAGAGCUAUCAAGCACUCAUGGAUCCUAAGCCUAGAUGGAAUAUUGUUGAACUAGUCUGGACGUCAAUGGCUAUGCCAAAGCAUAGAUUCAUGACAUGGUUAGCAGUUCAAGGAAGAUUACUCACACAGGAAAGAAAGUUGAGACUGCAGAUUCAGGAGGAGGAUGCUGCAUGUUGUUUAUGUGAGGAAAAAGUAAUGGAGGCUAAUGUUCAUCUCUUUGAAGAUUGCAAAUGGACAUCAGAUGUGUGGCAAGCUAUGCACCAAUGGACAGAAGUACCAGUGCAUAAUAUUGGUAUUGUACAGGUCCUGAAAAACAUAAAAGGGAAUCGUUUGAAGCAAUUCAAAAAAGAGAUCAUGGCAGCUAUCUGCGGAACAAUCAUAUACCACACUUGGCGUGCUAGGAAUUGGAGGAGAUUUAGAGACAUAUAUGUACGGAAGAGACAGUAA
This is a messenger RNA of Solanum stenotomum, 1422 nucleotides long. RefSeq lists its product as uncharacterized. Lineage: Eukaryota; Viridiplantae; Streptophyta; Magnoliopsida; Solanales; Solanaceae. The transcript has 5 exons. The record is from RefSeq and is a predicted model, not a curated record. Bases 1 to 1422 code for a protein of 473 amino acids.